This is a messenger RNA of Triticum turgidum subsp. durum (durum wheat), 1389 nucleotides long. The record is from the annotation of a GenBank genome assembly. NCBI's taxonomy places the organism in Eukaryota, Viridiplantae, Streptophyta, Magnoliopsida, Poales, Poaceae.
AUGGAAUCGAGCGGUCUGAGGAAGAGAGUAGCCGAUAUGAUGGAUGGGGGCAAGUACAAGCCAAAAGGCUAUGGGAUGGCCGCCGCCGGCCAGAGGCUCCCGUGUGCGCUGCUGCUGCUGCUGGUUCUCGCCGGCGCCGCGUUGAGCGUCGUCGUCAUGCACAAGGUUAGGGAGCAGCGCGCCUUUGCUGUGGUUCUCAAGGAGCGCGACGUGCAGGCCGUCUCCCUCCGGAUCCAACUCCAGAAAGAGAAGGCAUAUGGCAAAGAGACGAAGAGGAAGGCGGAAGAAAUGAAGGCCACGAUGUCUUCCCUGAGAACUCAGAAGACAGACCUGAAAACAAAGCUCAAGGCGCUGGAAGCCACGGCCACAAUCCUCAAGAACGUGCAGAAAGAACUCGAAGCAUCUCUCAAGGAGAGAGAGAGCCGCAUCAGCCAAAUGGAAGGGAAAGCCGCAAAUCUUCACAGCACUCGGAAAGCACUGGAAGCAACUCUGAAGGAACGAGACAACCGCAUCAAGCAAAUGCAAGAUAAAGUCACGAGUGCUGAGAAAACUCUGAAGGAACAGGAGCUGUCUCUAAAGGCGAGAGACAGCCGCAUCAGCCAACUGGAAGAGAAAACCGCCGCAGCGUCAAAUCCUGACCAGAUGGCAGCCCUCAUGGAAAUCCUGCAGCGGAAGGAAGCUGAGCUCGAGGAGAUCAAGACCAGGUUCCAGGACUACAGGACUACAGACAGAAAAGUUGUAAGUAGUAAGAGCACUUCGGCACGAACAAACCCAACAACACCUGCCGUUGUAGUAGCAGGAAAGGUUACGAACUCCAGCAGGAAUAGUACUAUACCUGCUAGAUCUGAAGAGAAGAGAGCUGGCAACACCACAGUGACAGAAAGCAAACUUCAGAAACCGAAGACCAGAUCUUUGGAAGAAAAGCAGGUGAAGCUCGCAGUCAGAGGCAACACAAAAGUUGAUGAUUUGCAGGAGCAAGAUACUGAUUUCUUAGAUAUGGAUGAUAUUUAUGGAGGCAGCCAUAACAAGAAGUCUGAACUUGCUCGACGGAAUAAGAAGGUUUUGACCGACAGUCAUGCCGAAAACCAAAAGUCAGGGCACCCCCUGGACCAGCAGGACAGCCAUCAUGUCAGAUAUAACAAGCUGCUUGAGAAUGAGAACAUCAAAACAGAUGAAACCAAGAAGAAGAACAGUACUGUUGGGCACUUGGAAAAGAUCUCCAAAGACAGCUUAAGCGACGUCAACCUAGACAGACCGAGACAAAGGAUGACUGGUGCUGCUGAUGUGAAGCCGAAGGUGCCUGUAAAUGAUGAUUUGCAGCAAAACAAGAAGCAGAAGAACAAAAAGCCCAAAUCCAAGAAGAAGGUGGUCGAUACUUCAACUUGGUGA